AUGGAUAAAGGAAAGUCGACCUGGCAGAAAGCAGCCGAAGCCAAACGCCAGGCCAUCCUGGAGGCGAUUCCCCCCAAGUGGAGAGUUCAGCAUCUGACCCCCCCGAAUGAUGUCACGGGCACCUACAUUCAAAGGUUCCUAAAUCCUCGCGAGAUAGAAAUCACUGAAGCUGAUGCCGUUUCUAUCACGACACAAACAAACUCCAGGAAGUGGACCGCGGUCGAGGUGACCGAGGCGUUUUGCCAUAGAGCUGCCAUUGCUCAUCAGCUUGUUAACUGUCUCCAUGAGAUAUUCUUCGAAGAUGCCCUCAAAGUAGCAAAAGAGCUCGACGACCACCUUGCUGCCACCGGAAAGCCAAAAGGCCCCUUGCACGGACUUCCCGUGAGUCUGAAAGACCAAUUCCAUGUCAAAGGUGUCGACACAACCAUGGGCUAUGUGGGCUGGAUCGGGACGUUUCAAGGCCGAAAGGAUGAUUCCCGUGCUCGAGUGGUUGAAAGCGAGCUCGUAAGAGAACUCCGCAACUUGGGAGCUGUCCUCUUCUGUAAAACGAGCGCCCCCCUCACGCUCAUGUCAGGAGAGACAGCAAACAACAUCAUAGAAUAUACAUACAAUCCUAACAACCGUCUACUGUCUAGUGGAGGAAGCUCUGGUGGAGAAGGUGCUCUUCUUGCGCUUCGUGGAUCGCCAGCCGGGUUUGGUACUGAUAUCGGCGGAAGUAUCCGGAUUCCAGCUGCCUUCAACGGGGUGUUCGGUCUUCGUCCAUCCGCCGGAAGAAUGCCUUAUGAAGGAGCGGCGAAUUCUAUCGACGGACAAAACACCAUCUUGUCUGUAAUUGGUCCGAUGGCCACAAGUGUUGAAUCGUUGAGGUUGCUUUUCAAAGCCGUUCUAUCACAGAAGCCGUGGCUCCAUGAUCCGCUUGCGUUGCCGCUGCCUUGGAGGAAUGACAUCGACAUGAAAACACAAAAGUUGAUCGAGGCAUCGGCUCGUGACCCGUCUCUGCUCGCCUUUGGCAUCAUGCCCCAUGAUGGUGUCGUUCAUCCUCACCCACCAGUGGAGGAAGCCAUGACAUUUAUAAAGGAUAUCUUGCAGGACAUGGGUCAUAGGGUCAUAGACUGGACUCCGGAGCUGUGUAAAGAGGGCCAAAUAAUUGCGGACAAAGCAUACAGCAUGGACAGUGGCGAAGACUUACUUAGCCAUAUCGCUCUGUCAGGAGAGGCACUACCCUUACAGUCCUUCAUUGGAAAAAGCAAGCAUUUUAACGCCGGAGAGGUAGCGGAAUUGAACGUACAGAAACGAGAAUAUAUGAAAAAGUAUAUGGACUAUUGGAACAGAACCAACGACAUGACAGCAACCAGAAGACCCGUUGAUGCUAUCAUCUGUCCUACUGCACCUUAUGCAGCUGUUAUCCCGGGGAAGUUCUGCCAUUCCGGAUACACCACCUUCAUCAAUACUUUGGAUUAUACAACCGUGGUUAUUCCGAUUACGUUUGCCGAUAAGGAGGUUCAUACGGCAGAAGACCCGCCACAAUUCUUUAAUCAACUGGAUCAGAAGGUUUACUCGGAGUACAAUGCUGAAAUCUACCACGGAGCCCCUGUGGGGAUUCAAAUAGUUGGAAAGCGGUACGAAGAAGAGAAGAUCCUUGCACUGGCUGAGUACAUCACCAGAUGCGUCAAGAUGUAUAGCGAUGAAGACCUAGAGGGCUCUAAUUCAGGCUGUCAUGGGAUUGAUAGCUCUCUUCUGAGUCGGCAGCGAUGGGUCUGA
Molecule: messenger RNA, 1761 nt
Organism: Aspergillus sclerotioniger CBS 115572
Lineage: Eukaryota; Fungi; Ascomycota; Eurotiomycetes; Eurotiales; Aspergillaceae
Product: acetamidase
Exons: 5
Coding region: 1-1761 (586 amino acids)
Source: RefSeq, a predicted model, not a curated record